CGGGGAAAUUUUCAGGAGCAAAACAACUGAAUGAUUCACAAUGAAUUUAUUUGGUGGAUCGUCAACUGGGUCUUUUGGUGGAGGCUCAUUGUUUGGAGGUAACCAGCAAGUGGUGGUAAACUAUAACCCUAUGAAAGAUGUGGAGGUAGCCUCCCCACCAGAUGACAGUGUCAGUUCUCUCCAGUUUAGCCCAGGGUCUCUAACUUCUACAUUUCUAGUGGCUGGAAGCUGGGAUAACAAUGUUCGGUGCUGGCAGGUAGAACAGAAUGGCCAGACAAUACCCAAAGCACAACAAACACAUACGGGGCCAGUGCUGGAUGUGGCAUGGAGUGAUGAUGGCACAAAAGUUUUUACUGCCUCUUGUGACAAAACAGCAAAAAUGUGGGAUUUGGCGAGCAACCAAGCCAUGCAGAUAGCCCAGCAUGAUGCUCCCAUUAAAACUAUCCACUGGAUCAAAGCCCCGAGUUAUAGCUGUGUGAUGACUGGCAGCUGGGAUAAAACACUAAAGUUCUGGGAUACUAGAAGUCCCAAUCCAAUGAUGACUAUAAACCUUCCUGAAAGAGUUUAUUGUGCAGAUGUGCAUUACCCAAUGGCAGUUGUAGGCAUAGCUGGGAGAGGUAUCAUCAUAUAUCAACUGGAGAACCAGCCAAGAGAAUAUAAGACAAUGGAUUCCCCUCUCAAAUAUCAGCAUCGGUGCAUCAGUAUAUUCCUGGACAAGAAAACUAAUGGCCCAGUGGGUUUUGCACUGGGCAGCAUUGAGGGAAGAGUGGCCAUACAGUACCUCAGUCCUACAAACCCCAAAGAUAACUUCACUUUCAAAUGCCACAGAUCCAAUGGUACAACAGGAGGGGCACAGGAUAUUUUUGCAGUCAAUGGCAUUGCUUUUCAUCCAGUCCAUGGCACUUUGGCUACAGUGGGGAGUGAUGGAAGAUUUAGCUUCUGGGAUAAAGAUGCCAGAACUAAACUGAAAACCUCCGAGCAGCUCCCCAUGCCCAUCACUUGUUGCCAUUUUAACGCAGCAGGAAAUAUUUUUGCUUAUGCUUCAAGUUAUGAUUGGUCAAAGGGUCACGAAGGGUUUGAUCCCCAUAAGAUGAAACCGCACGUUCUUCUCAGGUCUUGCUAUGAUGAGUUAAAACCAAGUAACAAGAAAUCCUAAGAGAAGUAACAACAUAUUUUGGGAAUCCAACUUGACUACAGUGCACAGUAAAUACGUAUUCAGCCAAAUGUUCUGUCGUAUGUGCACUUCUUGUGAUUUUCAGAAAACUUAACAAGAGAGUCUACCUUUCGUUAUUUGCACGAAUAUUUAGUUACACCAUUAAAGUAUGGUAAACAGCACAUAAAAAAGCUUGUAUCAUAGUUUGUCUCCAGCACUGAAAAAUAUACCAGAGGCCAGAUAUUACAGUAAUGCAGAAAUUAAAAAAAAAGCAGACAAGCUAAGCUAUUGUCAGUUUAAAAUAUAUUUAUAUGUUUAAAAAGUUGUGUAUUUUUGUUUUUGAGAUUAAAGGCUGUAAGGAAAUUACUGUGUGGAAUUUGUAAAUUAUUGUUAAAUCAUCAGAUUACCCUUAAAAUGGAAAGAUCUGAUGAAGAGAACUAAAGUUGCAAUUUGGAACAAAACACUUAUGUAACAUAACAUUAAUUAUUAAAGAUCAACUUAAA
Messenger RNA from Lingula anatina, 1656 nucleotides. Its product is annotated as mRNA export factor-like. The record is from RefSeq and is a predicted model, not a curated record. Gene Ontology annotation, molecular function: protein binding. Lineage: Eukaryota; Metazoa; Brachiopoda; Lingulata; Lingulida; Lingulidae.